AUGGCCAGCCUGCCUGAAUUCACGGCCGACGAGGUCGCUGCUCACAAGACUCAGGAGGAUCUCUGGAUUGCCGUCCACGGAAGAGUGUACAAUGUGGCCUCGUAUCUGCAGGACCAUCCUGGUGGUGCGGCCAUCUUGCUCGACGUGGCCGGCACUGAUGCCUCGCACGAAUACGAUGAUGCCGGCCACUCUGAGGAUGCCGACGAGAUCAUGGCUGCCCUGGUUGUCGGCACGCUGCAGGGUACUCGUGUUGGCCGUCCAACCAAAACCGUGCAGCUGAUCCAGUCGUCAUCGUCGUCGGCCAAGACCGUGUCGUCAUCGUCGUCGCUGUCUCUGCACGUGCUUCCCGUCCUGGCCAUGGCAUCUGUCCCGGUUGGAGCGGCAGUCGCGGCCGUUUACCUUCCCGGUCUCUGGGGUGCACACAACGUGUCCCGCCUUCUGUGCCUUCUUCCGUCGCCUUCUCACGGCAGCAGCAACCCGGCGACGACGUUUGGUGGCGGUGUCCUCGUGGCCAGCCUGUUCUGGACCGCUCUCGUCGGUGUUGCUGGCAGCCGGCUGUCGGCGCGGUUUCUGCACAUCGACAGUGGCUUCACACGCUUUCCCAUCCAGAUCCGGACGCAGACAACCACGUCCAGACGCGUUGCCCGGCCACGACCGCUGCUGCAGGCGGCCGGCUUCCUCGACCCGAAGACGUACAAGACGCUGCCGCUGGUGGCCAAGACAGAGCUCGCGCCCGGCGUCUUCCGGCUCGAGUUCCGACUGCCACAGCCGACCGACGUUCUCGGGCUGCCAGUCGGCCAGCAUGUCGCCAUCCAGGCCACCAUCGACGGCCAGACAGUCGCACGCUCGUACACGCCGACAUCCAACAACGCUGACCGCGGCCGGCUCGAGCUGCUCGUGCGCUGCUACCCCGACGGCCUCCUGACUGGCCGCUAUCUCGCCCUCCUGCAGGUUGGCGACACCGUCCGCUUUCGCGGCCCCAAGGGCGCCAUGCGCUACAACAAUCCUGGCGGCCGGCUCUGUCGUCGCAUCGGCAUGAUUGCCGGCGGUACUGGCAUCACGCCCAUGUUCCAGCUCAUCCGCGCCAUCUGCGACGACAGCCACGACCAGACCGAGGUUUCGCUUAUCUAUGCCAACCGCUCCGAGCCCGACAUGUUGCUGCGUCGCGAGCUCGACGCUUUUGCCCGCCAGUAUCCCCGCAACCUCAAGGUCUGGUACAUGCUUGACCACCCUCCCGCUGACUGGCCGUAUGGCUCUGGUUUCGUCACCGCCGAUGUCAUGCGCGAGAGGCUGCCCAAGCCCGCCCCCGAUACCAAGAUCAUGCUCUGUGGGCCUCCUGGCAUGAUCAACGCCUCCAAAGCGGCUUUGCAGUCGCUCGGCUUCCAGACCCCUGGACCCGUUUCGCGUAUGACCGACCAGGUCUUUUGCUUCUAA
This is a messenger RNA of Grosmannia clavigera kw1407, 1434 nucleotides long. RefSeq names its product cytochrome b5. The transcript is spliced from 2 exons. NCBI's taxonomy places the organism in Eukaryota, Fungi, Ascomycota, Sordariomycetes, Ophiostomatales, Ophiostomataceae. Gene Ontology annotation, molecular function: heme binding; oxidoreductase activity. The record is from RefSeq and is a predicted model, not a curated record. Bases 1 to 1434 code for a protein of 477 amino acids. Gene Ontology annotation, cellular component: endoplasmic reticulum.